AUGUGUGGUAUAUUUGGUUAUGUUAACUAUUUGGUUGAAAAAUCAAGAGGUGAAAUUAUUGAUACCCUUGUUGAAGGUUUAGAACGUCUAGAAUAUAGGGGAUAUGAUUCUACUGGUAUUGCUAUUGAUGGCGAUGAAGCAGGCGAGAGUCUUAUCUACAAGCAAAUUGGUAAAGUCAGUGAAUUGAAAAAAGAAAUUGCCAGAGCCAACCCAGAUAGAGAUGUCACUUAUGUUACCCAUUCAGGUAUUGCUCAUACAAGAUGGGCUACACAUGGUCAACCAAAACAAGUUAAUUGUCAUCCACAAAGAUCUGACCCAAAUAACACUUUUGUUAUUGUUCAUAAUGGUAUCAUUACUAACUUCAGAGAACUAAAAACUCUGUUAGUUAAUAAUGGUUUCAAAUUUGAAAGUGACACCGAUACCGAAUGUAUCGCCAAGUUAUAUAAGUUCAUCUAUGACACUAAUCAAAAAAAUGGUAAUGAGUUGGAUUUCCACGAGCUAACAAAAUUAGUUCUGUUAGAAUUAGAAGGUUCUUACGGUUUAUUAUGUAAAUCUUCUCAUUACCCAGGUGAAAUCAUUGCUACUAGAAAAGGUUCCCCAUUAUUAAUUGGUGUUAAGUCUGAAAAGAAAUUAAAGGUUGACUUUGUUGAUGUUGAAUUCGGUGAUGAUGCCAUCGGUAGACCAGAAACCCCAAUUUUAUCCACUAUCAGUGAAGAAGGUGAUGACAUUAGAUUGACAAAUGGUAACGGUAAAUUAGCUAACGGCAGAAAUUUAACUUUGAAGAAAUCUGAUCCAUUUGAACAACAUCAAGUCAAUGCUAAUAAAUUAAUGCCAAUUGCUCCAAAUGAGUUUAACUUAAGGUACUCUCAAUCUAGAGCUUUCUUAUCUGAAGAUGGUACUCCAAACCCAGUUGAAUUUUUUGUUUCUUCCGAUGCUUCUUCUGUCAUCAAACACACUAAAAAAGUAUUAUUUUUAGAAGAUGAUGAUUUGGCUCAUAUUUACGAUGGUGAAUUACACAUUCAUAGAUCAAGAAGAGAGGUAGGUGCCUCCAUGACAAGAUCAAUUCAAACUUUAGAAAUGGAAUUAGCUCAAAUCAUGAAGGGUCCAUACGCUCAUUUUAUGCAAAAGGAAAUUUACGAACAACCUGAAUCUACAUUAAAUACCAUGAGAGGCAGAGUUGACUUUGAUAACAGCAGUGUUAUGUUAGGUGGUUUGGCAGCUUGGUUACCUGCCAUCAGAAGAGCAAGAAAGCUAAUUAUGAUUGCUUGUGGUACUUCUUAUCACUCUUGUUUAGCAACAAGGGCAAUUUUUGAAGAAUUAUCAGAAACCCCUGUAAUAAUAGAAUUAGCCUCUGAUUUCUUGGACAGAAAAUCACCAGUUUUUAGAGAUGACGUUUGUUUAUUUGUUUCUCAAAGUGGUGAAACUGCUGAUUCCAUCUUGGCCUUGAAUUAUUGUUUAGAAAGAGGUGCAUUGACAGUUGGUAUUGUCAAUGCAGUUGGUUCUACUAUAUCAAGAAUUACCCAUUGUGGUGUUCAUAUCAAUGCCGGCCCUGAAAUCGGUGUUGCUUCCACAAAGGCUUACACUUCCCAAUUUAUUGCUUUAGUAAUGAUUGCACUAUGUCUAGCCGAUGACAAAGUUUCUCAAAUAGAAAGAAGAAAGGAUAUCAUAAAGGGUUUAAAAGCUAUCCCAGCUCAAAUCAAAGAAGUUCUAAACUUGGAACCACAAAUUAAAGAAUUAUGUGAAAAUGAAUUAAAGGAUCAAAAAUCUUUGUUAUUACUAGGAAGAGGCUACCAAUACGCUUCUGCAUUAGAAGGGGCAUUAAAAAUCAAGGAAAUUUCAUAUAUGCAUUCUGAGGGUAUUCUUGCCGGUGAAUUGAAACAUGGUGUUCUUGCAUUAGUUGACGAAGACUUACCAAUUAUUGCUUUUGCUACAAGAGAUUCUUUGUUCCCAAAGGUUGUCACUGCCAUUCAACAAGUUACAGCAAGAAAAGGCCAUCCAAUUAUUAUCUGUAACAAGGGUGAUGAAGUGUGGAAUGAGAAGACACACGAAGAUGAAUUAGCUAAAAUAGAAGUCCCACAAACUGUUGACUGUUUACAAGGUUUAUUGAAUAUAAUCCCAUUACAAUUAAUAUCUUAUUGGUUAGCUGUUAAUAAAGGAAUUGAUGUGGAUUUCCCAAGAAAUUUAGCCAAAUCUGUCACUGUUGAAUAG
Messenger RNA from Tetrapisispora phaffii CBS 4417, 2208 nucleotides. Its product is annotated as glutamine--fructose-6-phosphate transaminase (isomerizing) GFA1. The record is from RefSeq and is a predicted model, not a curated record. Gene Ontology annotation, molecular function: L-glutamine:D-fructose-6-phosphate transaminase (isomerizing) activity; carbohydrate derivative binding. Lineage: Eukaryota; Fungi; Ascomycota; Saccharomycetes; Saccharomycetales; Saccharomycetaceae. Bases 1 to 2208 code for a protein of 735 amino acids. Gene Ontology annotation, biological process: protein N-linked glycosylation; fructose 6-phosphate metabolic process; UDP-N-acetylglucosamine metabolic process. The transcript has a single exon.